GUCUAUUCAUCGCUGCUUUCGUUUUGUCGAUUGCUUGUUUGAUAUGACUGUUCCAAUGAUACAACGCCAUAAAGUCAUAUUUGGUAGUUACAAUGAGACGUCUUUUUUUGUUUCUGUCAUAUUGACAGCUGCGCUGUCAACCAAUCAUCAGCACUACCUCCAAUGAGAAUGAAUGUAGUUUUACGAGACGACUUCCACCUGAGCGAAAACGAAUCAGAAUAUUUCAGUGGCACAGAUGGAGAAUCGGAGGACAGUCACAGCGAAAUCUCGGACACCCUGUACGAGGGGGACGCAGAAAGCGACAGUUUCGACGAAGAAGACGUGAAUUCGGAAUCUUCAACUUACGAACGAUCGGUGAACGAUGUGAUUGAAGACGUCCUCAUAGAACUGAGAAGAGAUUGUGAUAGUGAUAAUACGGACAAUGAGUUCGAGAUAUACAAAGAAGAUGGAAGCGAUGUAGAGGUCCUUUCAGAGGAAGUUGAAGAUUGCAGUGGAGAAAGUAACAACGAAGAUUUCAGCGAUUCAUUCGAUGAUUCAGAUUCCGAUUUUGACGAAGAAUUCAUUUCGUUUAUUAUCAGAAAUACGAAAUACCAACUGAAGAAAAUGAUGAUGGCGUUCAUUCCGAAAUUUUAGAAAACACGUUUUAAGAUAAUCGUUAUUUUCUAUAAUAUAUUUUAUACAUACACUCCGUCAACGAAAAAUAUGAAAGUAGGUAUCCA
Messenger RNA from Coccinella septempunctata (seven-spotted ladybird), 719 nucleotides. RefSeq names its product clumping factor B-like. The record is from RefSeq and is a predicted model, not a curated record. Lineage: Eukaryota; Metazoa; Arthropoda; Insecta; Coleoptera; Coccinellidae. Bases 163 to 633 code for a protein of 156 amino acids. The transcript has 2 exons.